Molecule: messenger RNA, 935 nt
Organism: Chondrus crispus (carragheen)
Lineage: Eukaryota; Rhodophyta; Florideophyceae; Gigartinales; Gigartinaceae
Exons: 2
Coding region: 1-453 (150 amino acids)
Source: RefSeq, a predicted model, not a curated record
AUGUUUUCCCCCCGUCUCGGUCUGCUAUCGGUUUUUCCUUUGAUCCCGCUCGUUUCAACCGUACCCUUCCGGUCGUCCUUUUUGCUUGCUCUGGCUUCUCUUCCUUCGUCCUUUCUCCCUAUCCUUCUUCCUUUUUCUCCCCUUUUCCCUCUCCUUGUCUACGUCUCCUUUUCUCCUUUGCCCACUUUCUCUCAUCUCCUUUUCCUUUUGUCGUUGCAUUCCGCAUACACCUGCAUUCCCUACGUGAACAGUUUUCGGGAGUUGAAAAUUAUUGGAAAGCCGUUCUGCAACCGGACAGCCCAAGUUGAUACCCCUGGUUGUACGUCUAUUUGUGCUGAAACUGAAAAAGUAUGCCCCUCACGUUCCUGGCAAGCCAUUGCGAGUUUUGGAAUUGUACACGAGCGGUCCAUUCAACUUUCGGCCCCCUGUAUAGUACAGCAACAACUAGUUUGAUGACAGUUUUACGAAUGAGCGCUCACUGCCGACAGAUCGCCCGCUCAAGUUACAAGACUCGUGCCUAGUGCUUUCAAGCCAUGCACAACGUCGAUCCCCCAUGGCUACAGAGUCUUGGACUUAACCCUCAUUUAGAGCUGUCCACGGUGAAUUUCCACCUGCUUUGCUUGCGAUCUCCGUCGUCAAUCUAUCAUCAAACUUCAGAGUUGCAGCAAAAACCAUAAUCCCCCGUUUUACUACAAACGAACUUUAGUACAGAACAAGAAGAAAAAAGCUGUCAACCCACGGAAGAACCCAUUCAAGACGUACUUGGAAGAACUAUCCUUCGAUUAGCUCCCUCUUGCUUAUUAUCGAUCCAAGUACCAGUCUGGUCAGUAUGUAUAUUCAAAUUCGUGGAAGUGCAGUAGAAAACACCAAAAAACAUAUGUAAAUCCCAAAAGGGGCGAGUCUGACCUUUGGGUCGGACUCGUUUGUUACAAAAA